UGGCUGAAUGUGCCGGGCGGGCUUGGGGGAAUCGCCUGGGCCUGAGGAAAGUGACGGGCGGGAGCGGAGAGCCUAGAGCGCAGCGGGGCCCGGUGCCGGUCGGGGUGGGGCAGCGGGGGCCUGGGAGCGAAGCUAGGGCGCUGCGUCGGUUUGGGGCUUUCCUCGGGGGCUGCUUUUUAGUUUUUAGGUCGAGGUUCCUGGUAGCCUUUGGGGGAGCCGGAGGUCGGGCUUGGGGAAUUAUCUGGGCCUCCCAUUGACGGACUUGGGGCAACAGGCACCCGAAGGCCUGGACAGACCGUAAGGGAAAUCCGCCAGCCCUCCGAAAAAGCGGGGAGGAGGCUCGGAUCGGGCUUUUUAAGAGCUGCUCUAGAGGGCAGCAGAGCUCUGGGCAGAGGAAGGUGGAAGUCGCAUUGGGUGUGGGGCGCAAGGGAAAUCCUCAGAGGGAAAAGGCAUUUUUUUCAGGCGGCCAGAAGCUUUUGUUACGGUUGUGGAGAGGUAGAUUCCGGGGGUAAUCGCAGGCUAGUGCUGAGUAACGCCGGAAGGAAGAGUAGUAAGUUAUUGAGGCAACUGAGCGGAGAGUACGGAAUCAACUCCAUGUGCGUUUUAAGCUUUGUACAAGAGUUUGUAUGAGGUCAUUUACCUGGGGGAAAGUUUAAGAGUAUCAAAGCAAAAGGCGCGGCAAAGAAUAACGAGCGUGGAUACCGAUUCUAGGAAAUCCAUUUCAUUCUCUAAUCUGUAGAAGCAUUGCAAAUUUGGGGGAGCAGUGCAGGAAGUCUGGGAGAUUUCACAGGAGGAGUUUCUACAGUUUGGGUGGCUUUUUGUGGUUCCCAGCAAGUGGCAUAGUUCCCAAUCUUGUUAGUUUGAGAACUGUUUAAUAGUGUAGGGUCAUCACCAGGAAGCUUGUACUUUCUUAAAAAAAGGGUGUUGGAGCUGGACUUCAGUCAGGUCCCUGGUGUUAAACAUCUUUCGCCUCCUUGUUGACCUACAUCCAAGCCCAGGCAGAGGCCAUGCAGAAAGAAGAACUGGGCAUGGAUGAGAAUCGCAACCCAGAAGAGGAGCUGCGUCUCCUGGGAGGAAAGAAGGAGAAAUGCCAUAACCUCAGCAACCGUAUCCGAACAGGAUCGUGGGAGUCAAACGGAUAUACUGCAAGUUCUGAGAUAGCUGAUGAGCCCAGUGUUCCCCUGAGUCCUUCCAACAGCCUUAACAUCCGCAAUCUCCAGCUGUCCGAGCGAGACCCUCCCCAGCAUACCCGCCGUUAUCCUCCUAAUUUCCAUCAUGGCCGGCCCUUCCGUGCUGCCUACCGCAAAACUUACCGAGGCAGCCCCUCAGACCGCAAGGAAUGGGGACCUAGCACUAAUGGCCACCACUGUGCUCCAGAGGGUCUUUCCAAUGGGCGAUGGCAACAUCGACGCCGUGGCUAUUCUGACUCACCCUCCCCGUUGUCUUCCCCCGAAUUGGAACGAGUCAGCACUAUCAAAGCCAGUGAGAAGCCCGCUGUUACAUCUAAUGCCUCCAGUGUAACCACUGAGGAAUCUGAGAAGGAAACAUGGUCGCUCUUUCGGCCCCUUCCUGCUUUCCCAGUUGAUAGCAGCAGUGCCAGGAUCAUUCCCAAGAUCUCUUAUGCCAGCAAGCUGAAAGAGAACUUGGAUCAACCAGGCAAAGCCUGUCAUGUUCCAGCCUCAGCUGUCCGCACCACUAAUAGCCUCCCCAACUGUGUCUUGGCACCGCCCCCCAGCAGUCCCCCACCAUCUGAUAGCAGUCGGCGGCAGCACCUGGGAGCCAUCUUCCAAAAUGAGUGGGGCCUUUCCUUUAUCAAUGAGCCAGGAGCCGGGCAUGGAGGGGGUGGUGGAACAGCACCAGUCAAGGAGAUAGAAGAUGCAAAUGCUGGAGCGUGUUGGGAAAACAUGGAAGCCAAUGACUGGCAGGCUGCAAGAAAUUAUCACUUGGAAGAGUGGAGCCAUAUAUGGGAACUACACAGUCAAGCUCCUAGCAGAGUGAUGGUCUACUCGGAAACCUUGGAUGGGAAGGGUUAAUUCCAAGAAUAUCCAGGGGAAACACUGCUAAGAUAUGGGGGAUGUAUGGGGAGAGGCAAGGCAACCUACCCUACCCCCUUGAAGAUUGGAGCAGUCCAGGCGUCUUGAAAGGGGAAGCUAUGCCACCUGCCUACCUCCCUUCCCUUGCUGUUUUAGCCUAAAUUGUCCUGGGUGAGGAUCAUGCUUCACCCAUUCCCCACCAUCUCUCUCUAUCUCUGACUCAAUGCUCUGGUUUUUAAUUUCUUCACAUGGUUUUUAAUUUCUCUGGAUUCCCCUGAAAAUAAAGGCAAAAAAAGAAUUUAUUUAAAUUCA
This is a messenger RNA of Candoia aspera, 2345 nucleotides long. RefSeq lists its product as uncharacterized. The record is from RefSeq and is a predicted model, not a curated record. Gene Ontology annotation, molecular function: RNA binding. Lineage: Eukaryota; Metazoa; Chordata; Lepidosauria; Squamata; Candoiidae. The coding region runs from base 1008 to 2033 and encodes 341 amino acids. Gene Ontology annotation, cellular component: cytoplasmic stress granule; nucleoplasm. The transcript has 4 exons.